CUGGAAGGGGGAGAGAGAGCCACAGACGCCAUCCGUCGUCGCUGAAGCCCUUCACAACAAGAGCUCUUGAAGUCAAAACCAACAGAAGCCACCGCCCGAGUCCGUGGAGCUACGUUGGUGCAUGGGUCCCUUGAUGAUUGCCAAUUUGGUUUUGCGUCGUCGGUCAUCGUCCUCUACGUUCGCGCCGGUUGCCUUAAUGCGCCACCUCCCUCGGCCUUACGACCUUCUAGAUAGCAAAAGAAAAAUCGCGUGCGGCACAAGCUAUAUCCACGGCGUUCCUUACCUGUCCCAUAUGCGACUAUAUCAUAAAUCAGUCCCUUCCUCCUCGAUAGUCAAUCCAUUAAUUCCCAAGUAGCGGUGUUUGACAGGAGUAAGAGAGAGAGACCCAAUUACCAUGACGGAACUCGCUUCGCCCCGCUCCGCCGUUCAUCGCGACUCCCUUCACCGACAACCGCCUGGACCUCAAUUCGACGACGACAAUGAUUCCGAGUUCUCCUUCGCGGUAGGCGACCCCGACGGAACGCCCUCAGUCACUGCCGACGAUAUCUUCUCCGAUGGCCACAUCCUCCCAAUAUACCCCCACUUUGGCCGCGGCCUCCUCCUCUCCACUUCCCUCUCGAAGGAAAACCACGAAGCGGCAGGGCCGGAUCCGCAAGGGAUCCCCAUCAGAAAGCUUCUCAUCGAGGAGCCGAGCUCUCGAUGGGGAUCGAUAUCGUCGUCGUCGUCGUUGGAGGCGGAGGACCUGGAGUCGUCCGCGGCGCGGGAUCACUGCCCGUGGAUACCGAGGUCGGCACCGCAGUCGCCGGACCGGUGCAGGAAGAGCGCCUCCACCGGGACGGAGCGACGGUGGAGGUUGCGGGACCUGCUCUCCGGGCGGAGCCACAGUGACGGCAAGGACAAGUUCCUGUUUCUCGAUGCGCCUCCUACGCCGCAGCAACCAUUGGCGAGGGGAAAGAGCCCGAGGCUUAGGACGGCGGCCGCGAAGGGCGGGAAGCCGCGGGCAGCGGUGGAUACGGUCACUGCAAACCGGACGCACUACGGGAAGAAGGUUGGGAACGGCCAGGCAGUGACGGCACCGCGGCGGUCGUUUUUACCAUACCGACAAGAACUGCUUGGAUUAUUCACUACCCGGACGCGUCACCCCUUCUAGAUUCUCAUCUGAUAAAUAACUCAUUUUUUGUACAAUUAUUAAGCUUUUUUAAUUAACAAAUCAAAUAAUUAUCCAUUUCUUGUUAUUAAAUUAUAUUUUAUGUUACGUAUAAAAUUAACAUCGAAAAGAAUGUGUCAU
Molecule: messenger RNA, 1288 nt
Organism: Musa acuminata subsp. malaccensis (wild Malaysian banana)
Lineage: Eukaryota; Viridiplantae; Streptophyta; Magnoliopsida; Zingiberales; Musaceae
Source: RefSeq, a predicted model, not a curated record